AUGGGCGGCCGGGGAUCGAAGAGCAGCGUUCAGCCCCUCUCCAGCACAGAGGAUGUGGACGCGGCGCCAACCUCGCCCGCUGGCGCUGGGAGCCCCCGGAAGUCCAUCUUCGGCCUAGACGGCCUGGAUGCCUCGAAGGUCUUGACUCAUCGGAAGACGCGGCAGAUGCAGCCGCAGUCUGAAGAUCUGCGUCAACUGGUGAGAAGUACAGAAAAUGGUAUGUGGGACAUAGAAGACAAUCAAGGCACCAGAAAGCCUUUACCACCCUUGGCCGUUACCUGGUUUAAGAACCGGAACCUGGAGGCUUUGCACGGCUCUCUGGCAUUCGUGCCCUGGAUCGUGCAACAGGCCUAUCUGCAGGGAGAAGUGGACGAUGGAAACAUUGUCCUUCAUCGUGGCUCUGGUGCUGUGGUCUUUUCCGAUGCCAGCGGCUUUACGGCCCUGACGGAGCGGCUCGCAAAGAAGACCAAUGGGGCGGAGCUGCUGUCGCAGUGCCUGACCUCCUUCUUCACGCCGUUGAUCCAGCUGAUCAAUGCAUACCGGGGCGAUGUCAUCAAGUUCAGUGGAGAUGCGCUCAUGAUCUAUUUUCCUGCAGUGGACGACACAGAGGUUGGGGACCAGAGCAAGUUCAAGGUGCCCCCGCACGGCUCAUACCACCAGCCGGACAUUGGGCCCAUGGCGACUGCAGUGCUCAGAGCUUGCGCAUGCUGCAUAGAGAUCCAGAAACGGCUGCAUAUGUUCGACACGGGCGUCGACGGGGUCCGCCUGUGCCUUCACAUUGGCCUGGGAUGCGGCGAGAUUGCAAUUCUGCAAGUGGGCGGCGUGGAGCCGCCGGAAAUUGCUAUCCCCCGCUGCGAGUACAUCAUCGCAGGUGCCCCCUUGGAGCAGAUCUCCAUUGCUGAGCCUUUAGCCAAAAAUGGAGAGACCUGCCUCAGUCCACAAGCCUGGGAGCAUGUCCAGAAUUAUGUGAUUCCGGACAAGAGUCGUCAGCUUGACAACGACAACUUCCACUUGCUCCUGAAAUUGGACGAGUCGAAGUUUACCUUUCCGACUGUGAAAGCUUCAGCGCAGGAGCGUGACACUCGGAAAGACUUGCAGUUCACCAUCGCGGAGCUGGACAUUAUUCGAAAGUUUGUGCCCUCUGCCGUCUUCAAGCAGAUCGAAGAUGGCACCCUGACGUACGUGAACGAGAUGAGAAACAUCUCCACGCUGUUUAUCUCCUGCUCUGGCGUCGAUGUGUCGACUGAUGAGGGUGCAGACACGGCUCAGGAGCUCAUGGUGUCUGUGCAGCGCAUCUGCUACGCCAACGAAGGGACCUUGAACAAGUUCCUGAUCGACGACAAGGGGAUGCUGUUCUUGCUUGCCUACGGCCUGCCGCCCUUGGUUCAUACCGACGAUGCCACGAGGGCUGUGCUUUCGUGCUUCGACAUCGUCCGCGCCUUCAUCAAGCUGGGCCUCGUGGCCCGCUGCGGCGUCUCUACUGGCCGAGCCUACUGCGGAGUUUGCGGAAGCGCCGAGCGCAUGGAGUACACGGUCCUGGGUGAUGCAGUCAACUUGUCUGCGCGGCUGAUGGCCAACGCACCAGCGAACGGCAUCCUCGUGGACGAAGAGACGAGGACACGCUGCACGGUGGAGCUCAAUUUCGAAGAUCUGAAGCCCAUCAAGGUCAAAGGCAAGGAGCAGGCUGUGAAGAUCUUCAGGCCGCAGCUGGCCAUCACCAGUCCUCACAUAGGUGUCGGGCCGGAGGGGAAGAUUCUGUUUCCCUGGUACGAGCGCAGCUUGACGGCUGGUGCCCAGGGAGACAAGACGACCAUCGCCGAGGUUCUACAGACAAACGUCAUGAAGCUUUGUGGUCUGCCGGAUUGGGAUGGGGUCUGCAAGGUGCAAAGUUGGCUUGGUGGCUCCUAUGACAAGGUCCUUCACCAAGAACCGCCUAGGGCUCCGUCUACACGACCCAGCAGGCUGGAGAACCCUCCAUCCAACAGUCCUUUUUCCAGCGGUGGCUCCGUGGUGUUGCACGGCCCGGCAGGGUUGGGCAAGAUUGAGCUGGCACAGCAUGCUGUCGUCUAUGCAGCACAAAAGUAUUUUAUGAUGCCUGUUAUUGGGACCAUGGGCCCGCGGACGCAAGACCUGGCCCGAAUGGGCGCCGAGCUGGUUCGGAGUUGCUUGGGAGCUUAUCGCCAUGCAGUUGAUCCAUCGCUUCCAGACGACGAAGGGCAGGCUUUGAGCAAGCUCCUUCCUCACCUGGAAUCAGUGGACAAGCUUCCGGACCUUCUUCGAGAUGCCUACGAAGGUGGCGUGCAGGAGGAUACCCGUGUGUCUGCGCUUCACGAGCUUGCAGAUGUUGCUGCAUCUCUUAUAGAACGGCUGCGGAGCCACGUUGCUGUCAUCAUUGUAUGCCAGCUCGAGUUCGGCACCACGCUGUUCGACAAGACCCUGGGCGGCUUCAACUGCUUCUAUGAGGUAGUGUCCAAGCUUCUGAGACUCGCGGAAGAGAAGACGAGCAACCCAGUUGUUCUCUUCACUCUCUGCAAGAAUCCGGACACAAAUCACGAGUUCGUGAAGGCAUCAGCUGCCCGAAACUGGGUCGUGGAGCUCACGGGUCUGUCGGAGGACAUCUGCCAGGAGUAUAUGGCCGCCCACUUGGAGGUGCCCAUGUCGUCCAUACCCGACAGCGUGACCAACUUUGUGUCCAAAAUUUCACUGGGAAAUCCGCUGUACAUUCGCGAAUCCUUGGGUCAACUCUUCCUGGACGGCCACCUCAAGGUGGAGCGAGAAGCCGACACGGAUCCUUUGUUGUACCAGAACACUGAGGAUCUUGAGACGGUUGAUAUUGCGACGUGGUCGCACACAGCAAUGGUCGGAGAGACCAUGUGUCUCCUAGAGUCCUUGGACCCUCUGGAGGCGGCCGUGGUGAAGAUGAGCACCGUCUUCUCCAGCAGCUUCUCCCUCUCUGACCUGGCCUCGAGCACCUGCUCCAGGUGGUCUGGCUCCAACUUUUUCGACUACAUGCGUCUCUUCCAUGCAGUGCAGGACCUGGAGAAGCGCGGAAUUGUCCAGAAGAUUGCAGUGGCGCGGAAAGUGGAAACGACACAACUUUUGGUCAGGAGCCACUCCGUGCUGACCGGCCGGCGAGGCAGCAAGCAGGAUGAGAAGCCCAAGGGAAGGAAAUCUCUGAAGGACACCAAGGAGAGCUCUUCAGCCCGGGAGCUGCAGAUGUUCGCCAUGAACAAUGUGCUGAUCCGCAAAGUCGGAAGCUCCAUGCUGCUAGAGGCGCAGAAGAAGAAAGUCAAAAGGCAGGCGUUGAUUGAGCGUGCUUUGAUUCGAGAUCUGCCAGCUCGCAUAGAAGAGCUUCAGAAGAAGAAGAAGGAGCCGCACAUCCCCUGGUUCCUCGGUCGAGUGCUUGGGCGUCGGCGCGCUGGCACGGAGAAGGAGGCCAAGCCAACCAGCAUGGCCGAACUGCUGCGGUUUGCCUUGCCUGCUUUGGGGAUCAGCUUGUCUGGGCCGAUUCUCAGCAACAUUGACAAUGCCUUUGUGGGAAGACUUACCGGGCCAGAAGGCCUGGCUGCGCUUAGUCCGGGCACUGUCGUGGCUGACUACAUGCUGUAUUUGCUCGUCUUUCUGCCGCGUGCAACUGUCGGGCUCGUGUCACGGGCCUUCGCUAGCGGUGGAGCAAAGGCCGCCCAGCCAGAGCUGCAGCGGGCCCUCAGCGUGGCGAUGCCAAUCGGCGUCACCCUCUCCGUCGUCUACUUGACUUGCACGGAGUCAAUCCUCAAGAUGUUGCACGUCGCUCCAAACCUCAUUCCUUACGCUGCGACCUACGCUCGCGUGCGGGGCGCAGUCACCUGGGCUGCUUUGAGUCAGACCGUUUGCCUUUCCGCGCUUCUGGCAACCAAAGAUUCGUGGACACCUCUGAAGGUUGUCGGAGUAGCCGCUGUUGCCAACUGCUGCGGAGAUUUCGCUCUCUGUGUGUGGCCCUUCCGUUUGGGAGUCGGGGGCGCCGCUGCAGCCACGUCGAUUGCAACGCUGCUGAGCUUUGCGCUGAUGGUGCGUGCACUGAGGGCUAAGGAGCUGCUUCCAAAGAAGUGGUUCCGACUCCCGUCCUCAGCACGUUACCUCGCGCCCUUGAUGGAGUAUGCAGGGCCCCUCCUGAUCGUCGUCGCUACGAGGAUGGUCAGCCUUUCUGCCAUGGCGCUAUCUGCGGCUGCUCUCGGAACCACGGCACUGGCAGGAUAUCAGAUUCUCAUCAACCUCUUCACACUGUUCGCCUUGGUCGGGGAGCCACUGAGCCAAGCGGCGCAGGCGCUGCUGCCUCCGCUUCUGGAGAAGAAGGACACGGCCGGAGCCAGGCGGGCGACGAAGAGCCUACUGUUCUUGGGCCUCUCUGCUGGCGCCGUGGCGGGCGCAGGGUCCUUCGCCUGCGCGGCGUUUGGUGGUGGCACCUUCUCGGGCGAUAGUGCAGUCAUCGACGUCGUCCAUCGCAGCGCGCCGGUAUUGAUGUUUGCAGUGGCAGCACUCGUCUUCGCAUACCCCGUGGAUGGCGCAAUGCUUGCGACCAAGAACUUCCGAGUGCUCAUCGCUUUGUCCAUCUUUGGCCUCGUGGCACAGCUUCCAGCUUUGCAGUUGAUCACACGGUCCUUCAGUGGAACUCGGCAACCGGCUCUGGCUUUGAAGUUGCUGAUGAUGACGAUGUUUGUGCGCCUGCUGACGCUGUCGCUCUUCUCUUUGGCACGACUUUGGGCAGACCUUCAGGUGAAGCCUGCUACAGAUGGCGAAGAACGCCAGUGA
Messenger RNA from Symbiodinium sp. CCMP2592, 4788 nucleotides. Lineage: Eukaryota; Dinophyceae; Suessiales; Symbiodiniaceae. The record is from the annotation of a GenBank genome assembly.